AUGGCAGUCCUCGGUUCUGACUGUUUUUCUGUUUUUUAUUUAUUUUCAUCGUUCGAAAUGAAUGAAAUUCAUAAAUAUCCGGGAUAUGUCCAAUGUUUUAAUAUUCCUAUUACUAUUCUUACUGCUAUUCUACUCUACGAAUACGAGUUAGUUGAUAUGUCUGAUGUAUGGGACAACAACACUGUGUUCGCGAUUUAUACUUUUUGUAUUCUUAUGCUGGUAUUUAUUGCAUUGAGCAAAUCGAACGGAUCAGUGACGGAAACUGGAAAUCUGGGAAAAAUCAAACGAAACUACAUCAUUGGGUCUUAUGGAAUGUCUCAUCUGAAUUUGUUGGCAUUAUUAUCUUUUUACUAUUUUCAAAGGAGCCCAUUGGUCUCCUACUUCGCGUUCUUCAUUUCCAAUUCAUUAACUGCCGGGCUCUAUUUCAAGUACAUUUGGGGAGUGCAAUCAUUAUGUCGUGAGAUGAAGUGCAGGCAUGGAUGGAAGGAUGUUUUCGAUGCGUGGGGUCUUUGGAUGCUCACUCCAAUUGGAGUUCUCGGUGUCUCAAUUUACAUGAAUACAGAGUAUGGUCACGUGUUGAAGGUGUGGUUAGCUGCAUUCUUCUACUUCCCAUCACUUUUUCUCAAUUACAAAACAUACUUGGCAGCCAGUGACGGACAAAUUAAACUUGCGGACAAAUUAAACAAAUUAAACUUGAAAUUCUACGAAUACGAAGUAUUUGACCUUACCGAUGAAUGGCACAGAUAUACUCUAUUCGGGAUUUUCCGACAAUUGUUCUCUACGGUUCCCUUUUUGUAAUCGCCAAAUCGCGCCGAUGGGGCUUCGAAUCGACAUGUGAAAGAGGAGAUUUAGAAGAUUUCAAAUGGAGUUACAUGAAGGGAACGCAUACAAUCAGUUUUCUCAGUUUUAUGGCUCUGCUAUGCUUUUAUAAUUUCCAGAGGUCACCAAUGACGACGUACUUCGCGUUUUUCGUUUGCAAUGUGCUGACUGCUUUGGUUUAUUUCUUGUUCAUUCACGAGAUGGAACCAUUGUGCCGUAACAUGCAAUGCAAUGAUGGAUGGAAAAAUGUUUGUGGAUCGUGGUUUCACAUGUUCCUUGUGCCAAUCGGAGUGCUCUGUGUAGCAAUGUACGCUGGAGAUUAUACCUACGUGUUGAAGGAUUGGGUACCUGCUCUCUACUACAUACCAGCAAUUCUUCUUAAUUACAAAACAUACUGGGCAGUUUUGAGAGGAGAAAUUGAGCUUGUUAAACCGAUCGAGAAUAUCCGUCCAAUGGAGGCAAAUGUCAAAUUAAUGUAUCAGGAUGCACAUGCAAAAUGGAUCAAAACCUCAAUGAUUCAUAUUCGGAAUUAG
Molecule: messenger RNA, 1352 nt
Organism: Caenorhabditis elegans
Lineage: Eukaryota; Metazoa; Nematoda; Chromadorea; Rhabditida; Rhabditidae
Source: the annotation of a RefSeq genome assembly